AUGGCAGCCCGCUUGCGACUACCCACACUGGCCUUGGCUACACUAUCCAUUGGACUCAACCUUGCAAUCCUCGGCUGCUCUUCGAGAGCGCUCGACGUCUACAACUCAGAAGUUGAAAGCAAUGCCUACUUUCUCCCCGUAUGGCACGGACACUUUGAUACACGAGAACUUUCGGCCUUGAUAGGCACUUCGGUCAUCAUUGUGAUCCUCAACGGCCUACUCUUGGUCUCAUUACUUGUGCCAUCACUACCCGCGAACCUCAUAAUCUUCACAACCACAAUCCUCAGCACGACGAUUUCAAUCAUCGGCCUCGCAUUCUCCUCCUACCUCAACAACUCCUCUUCAAAAGCCACUCUCCAAUCAUGGACGUGCAGUUGGCGAGAUGUCUCGAAUGAGAAUGUUCCCCGCCAAUUCGACACAUUGUGUCAUGAGACGCGUUUCGCAUUCUACACUACUAUUCCCAGCUUCCUCAUUCAGCUUUCAUUACUGGGCCUCGCAAUCUACGCAGUCAUUGCCGGGACGUCAUCGCGUGGAAUGAGGAUGGAUGAGGAAAAGGAUCAUGAGUUGCGAUCGGUGCGCCAGGAAUCAUUCGAUACGAAGAGUGAGCCGACUCGUAUCCAAAUCUUGGCUGGCAAGAGGUGA
Ramularia collo-cygni is the source of this 642-nucleotide messenger RNA. RefSeq lists its product as uncharacterized. The transcript is spliced from 3 exons. NCBI's taxonomy places the organism in Eukaryota, Fungi, Ascomycota, Dothideomycetes, Mycosphaerellales, Mycosphaerellaceae. Bases 1 to 642 code for a protein of 213 amino acids. The record is from RefSeq and is a predicted model, not a curated record.